Egretta garzetta (little egret) is the source of this 2391-nucleotide messenger RNA. RefSeq names its product mediator complex subunit 15 (gene MED15). The record is from RefSeq and is a predicted model, not a curated record. Gene Ontology annotation, biological process: regulation of DNA-templated transcription. The transcript is spliced from 17 exons. NCBI's taxonomy places the organism in Eukaryota, Metazoa, Chordata, Aves, Pelecaniformes, Ardeidae. Bases 5 to 2317 code for a protein of 770 amino acids. Gene Ontology annotation, molecular function: transcription coregulator activity.
CGCUAUGAGGAAGGCUGGUGUUGCCCAUAAUAAAUCCAGCAAAGAUAUGGAGAGUCAUGUGUUUAUGAAGGCCAAAACAAGGGAGGAAUAUCUUUCUCUUGUGGCCAGACUCAUUAUCCAUUUUCGAGAUAUUCACAACAAGAAGUCUCAAGCCUCAGUCAGUGAUCCGAUGAAUGCCCUGCAGAAUCUAACUGGGGGUCCCCCAGCAGGGGCGCCUGGAAUGGGCAUGGCUUCCCGAGCUCAGGGAACACCCAUGAGUGGGAUGAGUAGCCUUGGCCCAAUGGGACAGCAGAUGAGUCUCCCAGGGCAGCAGCAGCCUCCUGGAACCUCGGGAAUGGCCCCUCAUGGUAUGCCUGGUGUCUCUACAGCUACUCAGCAGACCCAACUUCAGCUUCAGCAGAUAGCUCAGCAGCAACAGCAGCAGCAGCAACAAUUCCAGCAGCAGCAGGUGGCUUUGCAGCAGCAGCAAUUCCAGGCCCAGCAGUCAGCCAUGCAACAACAGUUUCAGGUCCAGCAGCAGCAGGCAGCAGCAGCUGCAGCAGCCCAACAGCAGCAGCAGCAACAACAGCAGUUGCAAGCCGUCCAGCAGCAGCAACAGCACAUGCUGAAACUGCAGAUGCAGCAACAGCAGCAAAACCAGCAGCAGCAACAACUACAGCGAAUUGCCCAAAUGCAGCAGCUGCAGGCAGCACAGGCUAUGCAGGCACAACAGCAGCAGCAACAGCAGCAGCAACAACAGCAGCAAAUACCGCAACAACAGAUACAGCAGCAGCCGCCACCUCAACAAGUAAUGCAACAGCAGAUGCAACAGAUGCAGCAGCAACAACAGCAGCAACAGCAGCAGCAGCAACAACAGCAGGUUGCUCAGGCACAACAGUCUCAGCUUCCACCACAAUCCCAGCCUCAACCCCAACCUAUGGUAUCUCAGCCACAGGCAAUCUCAGGACAAAUUCCUAGUCAGGUUAUGCCUGUUACUCUUACGCCACAGCAAAUAAAAGUAAUGCAGGUAAGAGCUCAGCUGGUCCAGCAGCAGCAGGCAGCAGCAGCAGUGCAAGCAGCUCAGGCCCAAGCUGCUCAGAUGGGAGCUUCAGGGCAGAUGAUCACCGCACCUAUGGCCCGAGGUGGGAUGCAAAUAAGACCACGGUUCCCGCCUACCACCGCUGUGUCUGCUACACCGCCAAGCUCCAUUCCUUUGGGCGGACAGCAAAUGCCACAGGUCAGCCAGAACAAUAUUACCAUGAUGUCAUCCCCAUCUCCUGUCCAGCAAGCUCAAACACCCCAAUCAAUGCCUCCACCACCACAGCCACAGCCAUCUCCUCAGCCAGGCCAGCCAACUUCUCAGCCAAAUUCAAAUGUCAGCUCUGGCCCAGCUCCAUCACCCAGCAGCUUUCUCCCCAGUCCAUCUCCACAACCAUCCCAGAGCCCUGCAGCUGCACGAACACCUCAGAACUUUAGUGUCCCAUCCCCAGGUCCUUUAAACACUCCAGGAAAUCCAAAUUCUGUCAUGAGUCCAGCCAGUUCUAGCCAGUCAGAGGAGCAACAGUAUCUGGAGAAACUCAAACAGUUAUCGAAAUACAUUGAGCCGCUCCGGAGGAUGAUCAAUAAAAUAGAUAAAAAUGAAGAUAGGAAGAAGGACCUGAGUAAAAUGAAGAGUCUCUUAGAUAUCCUGACUGACCCUUCAAAACGGUGCCCUCUGAAGACACUGCAGAAAUGUGAAAUUGCUCUGGAGAAGCUGAAAAAUGAUAUGGCUGUGCCUACUCCACCGCCUCCCCCAGUGCCCCCCACCAAACAGCAGUACUUGUGUCAGCCACUUUUGGAUGCUGUUUUGGCCAACAUACGUUCACCAGUCUUCAACCAUUCCCUUUACCGUACAUUUAUGCCAGCUAUGACUGCAAUUCAUGGACCACCAAUCACGGCCCCAGUUGCUUCCCCUCGAAAACGGAAAUAUGAAGAGGAUGAAAGACAGACCAUACCAAAUGUCUUACAAGGGGAAGUCGCAAGAUUAAAUCCUAAAUUCCUGGUGAACCUGGACCCUUCCCACUGCAGUAAUAAUGGCACAGUUCAUCUCAUAUGCAAGCUAGAUGACAAGAAUCUUCCGAAUGUCCCACCACUACAGCUCAGCGUUCCAGCAGACUAUCCAGAUCAGAGCCCUCUGUGGAUAAAAAACCCUAGGCAGUAUGCAGCCAAUCCCUUUUUGCAGUCAGUGUAUCGGUACAUGACUUCAAAACUAUUGCAACUUCCAGACAAGCAUUCAGUCACGGCACUCUUAAACACCUGGGCACAAAGUAUUCGUCAGGCCUGCCUCUCUGCUGCGUAACAUCUCACUUUCUAAAUUGUGACACGAGAAAGAAGGUCUCAACAGCUGGCCUCUUCCACAUGCCACUGGAAAAU